Molecule: messenger RNA, 2566 nt
Organism: Scatophagus argus
Lineage: Eukaryota; Metazoa; Chordata; Actinopteri; Scatophagidae
Gene: chmp2ba
Product: charged multivesicular body protein 2Ba
Exons: 6
Coding region: 195-839 (214 amino acids)
Biological process (GO): late endosome to vacuole transport; endosome transport via multivesicular body sorting pathway; protein transport
Cellular component (GO): ESCRT III complex; multivesicular body
Source: RefSeq, a predicted model, not a curated record
CAUGCGGAGCGGUUGAGUCAGUCAGUCAGCUGAGGGAGGAACUCCGAUAACAGAAAGUCAACCAGGAAACAGAAGCUGCUAAACAGACCCACUGCUCCGGUGUGACGGCCAAACGGCGGUAAUAACAGUAGAAAUCACACCGUAUAUCGGUACAGGAUUUGUAUUUGGUAUUUAAGGUGAUACAAAGCAGCGGCAUGGCUUCGCUUUUCAAGAAGAAGACUGUAGAUGACAUCAUCAGGGAACAGUCUAAGGAGCUGCGUGGCACUCAGAGACAAAUCACCAGGGACAGAGCAGCACUGGAGAAACAAGAGAAACAAAUGGAGGCAGAAAUUAAGAAAAUGGCUAAGAGUGGUAACAGGGAGGCAUGCAAGAUUCUCGCCAAGCAGUUGGUCCAGCUGAGGAAGCAGAAGAACCGCACGUACGCCGUCAGUUCCAAAGUCACCUCCAUGUCUACGCAGACAAAGGUCAUGAACUCCCAAAUGAAGAUGGCUGGCGCCAUGUCCACCACAGCCAAGACAAUGCAAGCAGUGAAUAAGAAGAUGGAUCCACAGAAAACCCUGAAGACCAUGCAAGACUUCCAGAAGGAGAACAUGAAGAUGGGCAUGACUGAGGACAUGAUCAACGACACUUUGGAUGACAUCUUUGAUGAGUCUGGCGAUGAAGAGGAAUCUCAGGACAUUGUCAACCAGGUUCUGGAUGAGAUCGGCAUUGAGAUCUCAGGAAAGAUGGUGAGAGCUCCAGCUGCAGGAAAGAGUCUCCCCAGUGCUGCAUCCUCCAAACAAGCCACCAUCUCUGAUGAGGAUAUCGAGAGGCAGCUCCGAGCUCUGGGAGUGGACUAAAUGUCUCCUUUGUAUUAAUGUUCAUUAAUACUGAUUGACACAGACUGUUCUAGAUCCACUGGUUUUGUUCAGAUGCUACGGAUGUAUCAAUGAGUACACACACACACACACACACACACACACACACACACACACACACACACACACACACACACUCUCACACUAAGACAUCUGAAGGAUUGCAGACAUAUAAAUUAUAUUAACACAUACAUAUUCAUAUGCUCCUCAGCAGGUUAUUAGGGCAGAACAUCUGAUCUAUUUACAAAAAUAUUUAUUAUGACCCUGGAGCAGCCUCAGCCUGAAGGUUUACCAAUAAUAGAGUUCUGCACCACCUACGCUGUUGUUUAUCACCCAUCUCUGUCUUAAUGGGUAAGGGCUACAGUGGAUGUGAACUGAAUUUUUCCAUCUGAUGUUUUGGUCGGGUUCGAGUUAUAUAAUCAUAUAAUCUGUCAGCUUGUACUUGACUGAAAAGUAACACUCCAGCAGGUGUUAAUGAGUAAAACAUGGUAAUUAAAAAGAGCUUAGAGGUUGUCAGAAACCAGAUGGAACGUGAAUUUUCCCUACUUACACUAUUUACCUGCUGUUAUUUGGUCCACUGGAUAAUCCAGUACCCAUCUGAUUCACUUCCUCUGAGGCGAAUGAUCCAUAUCUUAUAUGUAAUAAUAUCCCAGGAGUGUCAGAGAUGGGCUGCAGUCCUUUGCCAUGCGAGUGAAAGGGAGAAAAUCAGCAAUGUCACCACACAAGUGUAGCAACUGGGCAACUAGCUAAUAAAUUAUAGAUACUGGACUAAAGAUACUACCAUACAUACUGGAGAUGAUAUAACUCAGACAAACAUAUGCAUGUGAAACAUAUAACUGAUACUGAUGCCUUCGGGCGAGGACGAGCCCUUCACUUUCCUUCGAAAUAAUGCAUGAGAUAGCAUUUAAUUAGCACCACUGAAGAGUGAUGCCGCACGGAUUGUGUAAGAAAACUGAAUCAAACAUAAAUUAGGACUAAUGAAAGUCUGGCAUAUCAAAGAGUUUUGAAUCGAUUGUUGCUACUGAGUAAUCAAAAUACUUGCUUUUAAAUUGUUUGGGGUUGAGGUUUGCUAUCUGAUAGCAUGUGGCACAUUGGACAUGGGAUUUACACAGUGAUUGCAGGUUGGCACUGGUCCUGCAGUCCCUCUUCUCUUUCAGCUGCUGUGCAGUUACUGUCAUUUGUUGUUGUAAGAUGCCUCACUCACAAACACACACACGCACACACUACAGCAGCAAAAUGAUGGAAGCGAUGUUUGCUAAAAUGACACUGUGAUCCAAGAAAUGUCUUCUUCCUCAGAAGCUGAUUCUUCUAUACAGUGAUUUAUUCAUGUCAGCCAGCUCUAUGGGAGUGACUGAGACAUAACCUUAAGUCUUUGUCUUUCUCUCCUGUUGGCCUCUUUUUUCCCAUAUUGAUUCCCAAUGCCAAAACAAAUUGAAAAUGUUUUCAUUCUACCAUAUGUCAGACAUGUUCAAUAAACACUCUGUUCAUAUUUUUUUUCUCUUUAUAAAUAAUUCUUUCCUGUAACUUUUAACAUUUGUGAGCAGAGACAAUGUGCGGCAAGUUUUGACAUUGUUUGAGUGCAGUUUCGUGGUUAGGAAACUUCCACCCUCUUUUAAAGGUGUAUACUCCUCUUUUUUCUUUAGACUUUGUAAAGUGACUCUGCAAAGGGUUUAUGGCUUUUAUAAGGAAUAAAGUUUCUUCAGGUACAA